CCUGAGGGAGAAAGAAUGCCUGGAAGAGGAGUGGGGGCCUCCCAGGACCCAUGAGGUCUCUGCCGAGAAGAGGCCCGCCAAGGCGGCGGCAGCACUGACCCUGCCCGCCCUCCCGGCGCACGUGCGCACCCGCGGGCUCCGGGCAGACACCCGCACGCGAGGUGCUCGCCGGACCGCACUGAGACGCCCAUGGUUAAGGCCCGACUGUCUUGUUUUUUUAAAAAAGGACACCGGAGCGUUCAGUGGGCACGAGGUUCCCGGAAUACUAAAGCCGUUAACGACGUUACUAUAGAGAAGGGUCCCCGCGCGGCCCCGGACCCGGAGAGCCCUUACGACGCACGCGCGGUGCUCUGGCCCAGGGCGCACGCGCGCCGCUCCCGCGAAGGGCUCCGCAGGCACGGCGAGUCGAGCGUCGAGUAGGAGGUGCGUGGGCGGCGCCGAGUGCCGAGCGGUCUCGCCCCCGCGCGCGACGAGAACCCCUAACGGUCGCCGCCCCCCGCACCCCCGCCGGCAGAUCCGAGGCAGGGCCGGACGCGGGGAGCACCUCUGCGGGAACUCGACGAACCGAGAGCCAUCCUCAAGGACCUGCUGCUCUACAAGAUGUUGGGAUUUUUGAAGCGCCCUGUGGUGGUGACAGCUGACAUCAAUUUGAAUGUUGUGGUUCUGACUGCAGUGGGCUUACUGAGCCGCCUGUGGCAGCUUGCCUAUCCAAGGGCUGUGGUUUUCGAUGAAGUGUAUUACGGGCAGUACAUCUCUUUCUACAUGAAGCGGAUCUUCUUUCUGGACGGCAGUGGGCCACCAUUUGGCCACAUGCUGCUGGCCUUAGGAGGUUAUUUAGGAGGAUUCGAUGGUAACUUUUUGUGGAACAGAAUUGGAGCAGAAUACAGCAGCAACGUGCCCGUGUGGUCUUUGCGCCUGCUGCCGGCCCUCACCGGGGCCCUUCUGGUGCCCAUGGCCUACCAGAUCCUGCUGGAGCUCGGCUUUUCUCAUUGCACCGCCACGGGGGCCGCUCUGCUGAUGCUUAUCGAGAAUGCUCUCAUCACUCAGUCAAGGCUCAUGCUUUUGGAGUCAGUGUUAAUAUUUUUUAAUCUGUUGGCUGUGCUGUCCUACCUGAAGUUCUCCAACUCCCAAAAACAGAGGCCCUUCUCUCUGAGCUGGUGGUUUUGGCUGACGCUGACGGGAGUGGCCUGUUCCUGUGCGGUGGGUGUCAAAUACGUAGGUGUUUGCACGUACCUGCUGGUGCUCGCAGUCGCCGGCGUCCAUGCCUGGCACCUGAUCGGAGACCGGACUCUGUCACACGUCCGUGUGCUCUGUCACCUGCUUGCCCGAGUGGCAGCACUGCUGGUCGUUCCGGCCCUCGUGUACUUGCUGUUCUUCUACGUCCACUUGAUUCUGGUCUACCGCUCUGGGCCCCACGAUCAGAUCAUGUCCAGUGCUUUCCAAGCCAGCCUGGAGGGAGGGCUAGCUCGGAUCACGCAGGGCCAGCCCCUGGAGGUGGCCUACGGCUCACAGGUCACUCUGAAGAAUGUCUUUGGCAAACCCGUGCCCUGCUGGCUUCAUUCCCACCAGAGCACCUACCCCAUGAUAUAUGAGAACGGCCGCGGCAGCUCACACCAGCAGCAGGUGACCUGUUACCCCUUCAAAGACGUCAACAACUGGUGGAUCGUGAAGGAUCCCGGGAGGCAUCAGCUGGUGGUGAGUAACCCCCCGAGGCCCGUGCGGCACGGGGACGUGGUGCAGCUGGUGCACGGCAUGACCACCCGCUUCCUCAACACGCACGACGUGGCUGCGCCCCUGAGCCCCCACUCGCAGGAGGUCUCCUGUUACGUCGACUACAACAUCUCCAUGCCCUCCCAGAACCUCUGGAGACUGGACAUCGUAAACCGAGAAUCCGACACGGAGGUUUGGAAGACCAUCUUGUCAGAGAUUCGCCUGGUGCACGUGAACACCUCCGCGGUUCUGAAGCUGAGCGGGGCCCACCUCCCGGACUGGGGGUUCCGCCAGCUGGAGGUCGUUGGGGAGAAGCUGUCCCGCGGCUACCACGAGAGCAUGGUGUGGAACGUGGAGGAGCACCGAUACGGCAAGAGCCAGGAGCAGAAGGAGAGGGAGCUCGAGCUGCACUCACCCGCGCAGAUGGACGUCAGCAGAAACCUGAGCUUCAUGGCCAGGUUCUUGGAGCUGCAGUGGAGGAUGCUGACGGUGAGGAGCGACGACUCAGAGCACAAGUACAGCUCCUCGCCGCUGGACUGGAUCACCCUGGACACCAGCAUCGCCUACUGGCUGCACCCCAGGACCAGUGCUCAGAUCCACCUGCUUGGGAACGUCGUGAUCUGGGCUUCGGCCAGCCUCGCCACGCUGGUCUACGCUCUCCUCUUCUUGUGGUACUUGCUUAGACGUCGAAGGAGUAUCCGUGACCUCCCUGAAGAUUCCUGGCUGCGCUGGGUGCUGGCCGGGGCUCUGUGCGCCGGCGGCUGGGCGGUGAACUAUCUCCCCUUCUUCCUGAUGGAGAAGACGCUCUUCCUCUACCACUACCUUCCCGCGCUCACCUUCCAGAUCCUCCUGCUCCCCGUGGUCCUGCAGCACAUCAGCGACCACCUGUGCAGGUCCCCGCUUCUGAGGAGCCUCUUCAGCGGCCUGGUCGUGGCCUGGUACUCCUGCGCCUGUCACGUGUUCAACACGCUGCGCCCGCUCACCUACGGGGACAGGUCACUCUCGCCCAGCGAACUCAAGGCCCUUCGCUGGAAAGACAGCUGGGACAUUUUGAUCCGAAAAUACUAGCAGGACACACACCGUGAACGUUUGGGCCGGGGUCAGGGCAGGAAGCGCGGUUAUCUCGAACCGAGUUUGUCUUUGACAGAGUAGCCUGAAGCUUGGCCGCCUGGCCAGGCUGCUGGGCUUUUUCUUCAGACAGUCGCUGAUAAGCAGUUUGUUUUGAGCCAAGUUUGUGUUUUCCAGGCAAUAGAGAACAUGCCCUGAGUGUCCCCCGGCGCCCGAGGGCCCCCGAACUAGGACAUGCUGAGUGGCUAGGGCAGGCCUUGCAAUGGGGCAAGAGCAGGAGGGGAGCAGGCAGUGAUGGGGUGAGUUAGGGACGAAGCAGCCAAGGCCCUGGUCCCCUCUCCCGAGCGCCCGCUGACCUGGGGAGCCACGUCCCUGGUGAGGCCUCGAGGAACCGGCCUGCAUCACUUCAGCGCCAAACAAGCUACCAAAUGACAGGCCCUUGAUUCUCGUCACCGCAGUGAAGACCCCGGGACCCCUCGCCGCUGCUGACGCGGUGGGGGCAGACGAGCCAGCAGCCCCAGCAGGUUGAGACUCGUGUCACCCACACGUAACCCCGUCCCGAACCUGCCCUCUGUGUACAAUUAAAACAGGGACACGUUG
Molecule: messenger RNA, 3378 nt
Organism: Mirounga angustirostris (Northern elephant seal)
Lineage: Eukaryota; Metazoa; Chordata; Mammalia; Carnivora; Phocidae
Gene: POMT1
Product: protein O-mannosyltransferase 1
Exons: 20
Coding region: 601-2778 (725 amino acids)
Biological process (GO): protein O-linked glycosylation
Cellular component (GO): membrane
Molecular function (GO): mannosyltransferase activity
Source: RefSeq, a predicted model, not a curated record